CCCGAUGAACUUAUCAGACCAUUCAUUGAAGAAUUUGUUGCGAAGGGGUAUCAUAAUUCUGAAAUUGUCUCUCAUCUACGCAAGCACUACGAUACCGAUAUGUACAAUGUUUCGAUCGACCUACUGAAAAAGCGGCGAUCUCAAUGGAAGCUGAAGUCUGCACGCGGACAAGCACACACUAUUGCAAGUAUAGGACCUGCUAUUGAGCGAGUGCGGGCACGCUUCCCACAACAAGGUUCACAUGAUAUGAGGCAGACUCUUCUGCAUGAAGAGAAAAUCACUGUUCCAAGGGCAUUGAUACUUAGCUACAUGAAUCUCCAUCAUCCGGAAGAGGUUCUGGCUCGCAAGAGUCGACGACUGAAGAGAAGCAUCUACUGGACAGCCGGUGUUAACGACAUCUGGGUAUUUGAUCAGCAUGAUAAGUGGCGUCGAUUCCAGCUGUUCUUGCAUGUUGCAAUUGAGCCGUUCUCGGGACGUAUACUGUGGUUAAAGAUUUGGUGGACCAACCGUAAUCCUCGCCUUAUUUUUGGAUGGUACUGCAAUACAGUACAAGCUCUCAGUGUUAUGCCCCUAGUCACUCAGAGCGAUCCUGGAAGUGAGAACAAUGGAAUCGCUAAUGGCCACACCUUACUUCGCCACCUGCAAGACCCAGCAUUGGCGCGCACAUUGCAACACAAAUUCAAGGGUCAACAUCGCAACAUCAAGCCUGAGAUUUUUUGGAGCCAGCUGCGACGGCGCUGGACCCCAGGUUUCCAAGAUAUUCUAGAUUAUGGUGUUAGCGAAGGUAUCUAUAAUCCAUGUUGCAGAUCAGGUUCCUCGUCUUCGACUUGUGCAUGCUGCAGUUGCAAUCCCUGA
Molecule: messenger RNA, 855 nt
Organism: Suillus plorans
Lineage: Eukaryota; Fungi; Basidiomycota; Agaricomycetes; Boletales; Suillaceae
Exons: 4
Source: RefSeq, a predicted model, not a curated record